AGAUGCUCUCGAGCCGCAGAUGGUCUCCUCGCCCGCGUCCAGAGUGACUAGCCCCAUUUCCGCCGUUCCGCCGUAAACGUCUUUACGCGAAUCCUCCAGUCCGCCGAUCGCGAUUUCAGUGUCCGUGACGUUAGUUCCUGCCAUACCGCCGCUUUUACGGAUUUACGUCGAUCCAGGAAAUCUCUCCAUUGGAAAUUUGUGCCAAGGUCUUCAGGGCGGUGCAGUGAUUACCGCGCGGUGCGCGAAGAUGAGCUCUCCCCUGGGGGCGGUGCAGUGAAGUUGGUGGCCGUUCGGGGCUCCGGAGCCCUUGGUCCAUGUGGCCCAGUGACAAGUGAUCAGUGGCAGUGACAGUGACCGCCCGCGCCGGCGACCAGCGACGAUGCCUCGCAGCCGACCGCGCCCGCCAAUGGGCCGACAAAUCCGCAAUCUCUUCCUCCUCGCACUCUUCUCCCACGUUACCACUUCUGUUCUAGCCAAUGACAAUGCAGAUCUAAUAUUUGACGACCUCUCGGGAAGGACUUACAACAAUAAUUCAGAUACCAAAUCAAUAAGUGUUCCGAUAGCCGAAAUAAAUAGUAACAAAUUAGACAGUGUUCCUAGUUUAGAUAGUAUAAGUGACGAAUCUAGCCAAUCAAUUUUUUCUACCGUUGCCCAUCAUAUAAACCGAGUCAAAAGGGGCUUUUGGGAUUUUUUGGCUCCCCCAGAUGUAGAAAAGUCGAAAGAGAGUGAGGCAUCGACGACGGUGGAGGUGACAUCCGCAAACCCUACGAGCCUUUCAACAGCUAGUCUAAGUUCCGAAACCCCCGCUACCCUCUUUAACUCAACUGUCGAUAGUUCUCUCCUCCUUUCCUUAGGCGAAGUAUCCCCGUUACCGAGUACGAGAGUUGCGAGGUAUACCCCGACAGACCAAAGCGAAGACGCUGGAUUCCCGUUUUCGGAUUCACCAGAUCCAAAUUCGAACUCGGACGACGAAGAUUUCUCGAAAGGAGGCUCCGGGGAGGAGUUCGCUGCCUCAGGCGAGAUCUCCACCAACACACCGGAGGUCACAGAGUGGAGCACCAACACCCAGGAUAUUUUGACUGGAGCACCCCAUUUCUAUCGAAUAACAAUAGUCAUCAAUGAACCGUACAAUGAGCAAUAUCUGGAUCAUGAGAGCGUGGUUUUCAAGCAGCUGUCUGCGAACCUGUCCUCAGCAAUUGAUGACAUCCUUCGCUUUCUUGGCCAGUUUUCUUCAAACCUCAUUGCUGUAUCCCCUGUCCAAGACAUGUUUUUUCUCAAAGCCACCGUAGAUAUUGAGGCAAUAGACAACCAUGACAAGUCAGUCGUUUAUGAUACACUGCACGAUAUCAUUCGAACACGAAGAAAAAUUGGCCACUUCCCUGUCGAAGAAAGUGGUUUCACAUUUAGAGAUUUUAAUUUGGGUACACCUGGAUCUUGCACUGCCAAUCAGAUUUUUUGCGUUCCAUCUGACACUUGUUUACCUGUAAGUGCUAGGUGUAAUUCAACUCAAGAAUGUUCUGAUGGUUCCGAUGAAUUAGGGUGUCCCACAACGGUGCUCAGGUCUUCUUUCGGAACAACUCAAGUUCAGCCAACAACGCCCUCACUUGCUCAGCGACCACCAGAAGAUCAGUGUCGGGCUGAUGACAAGGUCAAGUGUGGGGAUGGGUCAUACUACAUUUGUAGAGACCAAUUGUGUGAUGGUCACGUAGAUUGUCCUGAUGGAGAUGAUGAAGAAAACUGUCUGUCGCCCACACCUAUUUCUUGCUCUGCUGAGGAGUUCCUAUGUGAUUUGACCAGGUGCAUCCCAAAGCAAAAAGUGUGUGAUGGACAGCAUGAUUGUUCGGAUGAAACUGAUGAAGAUUCGGAGCAUUGUUUGCCUCCAGAACCAGUUGGGUGUCGUAGUGACCAAUUUACAUGCAGUGAUGGCCAGUGUAUUGACUCAUCACAACGUUGCGAUUUGGCAUUCGACUGCAAAGAUGGUGGCGAUGAAGAGGGAUGCUCUUGCAAAGACAACGAGUUCCUGUGCGAUGGUGGUAGGUGCAUACCGCUCAACAAAAGAUGUAACUUCAGACGUGACUGUGAAGAUGGAACUGAUGAGCUCAACUGUGAAGUAACAAUUCCAACAACAGAAAAAACAUUGAGGCGAUGUGAAGAGGGUAAAGAAUUUAAGUGCCGCGAUGGAAUGUGUAUACCCAUCGAGAAAAAAUGUGAUAACUUUGAUGACUGUAAGGACAGAUCUGACGAACAAGCUUGUCCAUGCCGAGAGGACAUGUUCCACUGUAACAAUUCGUAUUGUGUACCUAUGUUCCGGCGUUGCAACAAAAUUAAUGAUUGUCAGGAUGGAUCAGACGAAAUGAAUUGUCCCAAAAGCUCUUGUGCCAAUACUGAAUUCCAGUGCGUUUCUGAUAAAAAGUGCAUUAACCGUAGCUUUCGCUGUAACAGAAAAGCAGAUUGCGCCGAUCACUCUGAUGAAAGGAACUGUGAAUAUGUCCCACCGAGGUAUGAUCCAGUGCCCUGCUUGUCAAAUGAAUUCCGUUGUGGCAAUGGCUUAUGUAUAUCAUGGAAUCACCGUUGUGAUAAUGUGUCAGACUGUUCUGAUGGGAGUGAUGAAAGAGGUUGUUCACGAUAUCAAAAUUCCAUACCUUCAUCUCUUGGGUUGGAUUUGAAGACCUAUCCUAAUGAACAAGUCAUAAAAGAAAGUUCAGCUCGAGAAGUUGUGUUUCAAUGCCGCGAUGAAGGGCCUUUACGAGCUAAAGUUCGAUGGGUUAGAGGAAAUGGAUUGCCUCUGCCACCUGGAUCAAGAGAUAAGAACGGUCGUCUCGAAAUUCCAGAUAUCAAGAUUCAACACUCUGGAACGUAUAUUUGCGAAGCAGUUGACUACCUUUAUGAUUCCAAUGCAAGGGCGAUUGUGUACUUGAAUGUUGAGGAAUUUGUUCAGCCUACAUUCAGGGCGCCUGCACCAGCCUGUGGAUACAAUGAAGCCACCUGUUCCAAUGGCGAGUGUAUUCCCAAGUCCAAGGUUUGCGACGAUCACUAUGACUGCACAGAUGGCUCUGAUGAAAUGCGUUGCAAUCAGCACGGGUGUGAACCAAAUGAGUUCUGGUGUGCCAAUAAACGAUGUGUUCAGAAAACAUGGCGAUGUGACUCUGAAGAUGACUGCGGAGAUGGUUCUGAUGAGUUAAACUGCGCCCCAGCUUUACCUGGAUCUCCGUGUAAGUCAAAUGAAUUCGAGUGCAGAAGCGGCAGACAAUGUACUCCAAAAUCAUUUCAGUGUGAUGGUCAGCCCGACUGCGCUGAUGGCAGUGAUGAAGUUGGUUGUGCACCGGUCACAAUUCGCAUUCCUCCACCUCCCAUGGUCGUUUUGGAAGCAGGAUCUCUAUUCACUGUAUCAUGCACAGCUGAUGGUGGUCCAACACCAGAAAUUGUUUGGCGACUGAAUUGGGGCCACAUUCCUGCUAAAUGUAAUACAACCAGUGUCCGCGGUGUUGGGGUUUUAACUUGUCCUGAUGUCCAGGAAAAGGACCAAGGUGCCUACAGUUGUGAAGGGAUCAACUCCAGAGGAUCUACUUUUGCCAUUCCGGAUACGAUUCUCACAAUUAAGGAGCCUGUUAAUACCAGAGGAUCCUGUUUACGAGGAACAUUCAAUGAUCUGGCUCUCACACGAAGUGAUUGUAUUAAUUGUUUCUGCUUUGGGGUCUCAACGCAAUGCAAAAGUGCCAACUUGUUUACCUUUCAGCUACCUCCUCCUUUUGGAAAGCACCAAAUCAUCAGUGUAGUGAUUGACUCAACUUUGCAAAACAUAGAGAUUAAGAAAAACGAACUUUCAAACUGGCCGGACGUUCAAAGCAUUGGGCGUGAUGGAUUCCUGUUGAGAUCUGACGAUAAUAAUGCCAUCAAUGCAGAUAAUGCAUAUCCUUACUACGCUUUUCCAGACAGUUAUCUUGGAAAUCAGUUGAAAUCUUAUGGAGGUUAUAUCAAGUACACUGUUCGAUUCCUAGGUGAAGGAACAAGCAGCACCGUUCCAGACGUCAUAAUCAGCGGUAAUGGAAUUACCUUAGUUCAUGUCGGACCAAAUUUAUUGCCAAAUAGAGACAAUGAUGUAAGCGUAAGAUUCUUCAGAGGGUCCUGGAUCAAGAGCGGUUACAGAAAUAUUGCUGCUUCAAGAGAGGAAAUAAUGAUGGUCCUUGUAAAUUUAGAGAGUGUUUUGAUUCGAGUACAAUAUUUAACUGGGCCAUCAUAUGAAACAACCAUCACAAAUAUUAGAAUGGACUCAGCAGGCAAUCGUAACAUUGGACUUGGCCAAGCUGCUUAUGUGGAGGAAUGUCGCUGUCCUGCAGGUUAUACUGGACUGUCCUGUGAGACUUGCCUACCUGGUUACAAUCGUCGAGCAAGUGGUCCAUGGCUGGGUCAGUGCUACAAAGAAGAGCAGGUUUGCCGGCCAGGAACUUAUGGAGAUCCCAGUCGAGGCAUCCCAUGUCAAGCAUGUCCUUGUCCAUUGGCAAAUUCUCUCAACCAAUUUGGCAGAACUUGCCAUCUAGAUACAGAUGGUCAAGUAACUUGCGACUGUCCACCUGAAUACACAGGUCGUCGUUGUGAAAAAUGUGCCGCUGGAUACUCUGGCAACCCAUUAAUUCCUGGAGACUUUUGUCGGCAAGGAUAUUGUGAUGCAGCUGGUUCCCUAUCUCCUUUGCCAAACCCAUCAACUGGCCAGUGUAUUUGCAAGAAUCUUGUCACUGGAAGCACCUGUAAUGUCUGUCACAACAAUACAUUCCACUUAUCACCACGUAAUCAGAAUGGGUGUAUCAGUUGUUUCUGCAUGGGCCUUACGAACACCUGCACCAGUUCAUAUUGGUACCGUAAUCAGAUUUCUUCUGCUUUUGUCACCUCCAAUACGCAAGACUUUAAACUAGUAGAAUAUCGUGAUAUCAGAUCUCCAAUUAAAACAGGCUUUCAAGUAAAUCCCAACUCAAGGGAGCUUGUAUACAACAACUUCUAUCCGGGCAAUCAAGAGGUCUUCUACUGGGUGCUGCCACCAAGAUUCCUAGGUGAUAAGAUAACAUCUUACGGUGGUUAUUUGAAUUACACCUUGCGGUAUGUGCCAGCGCAAGGAGGUCAAAGUUCUCGCAAUAGUGCUCAUGAUGUUGAAAUUAUUUCCGCAAAUAAUAUUCGCUUGCAGCACUUCCAAAGUGACCGUCAAAUUCAACCAAAUCGAGUCGAAACUAUCUCUGUGCCCAUUCUAGAGCAGUAUUGGCAACGUGAAGAUGGUAAGACUGCAAACAGGGAGCACCUGUUAAUGGCAUUGGCAGAUUUAAGCAACAUUUUGAUUAAGGCAACUUACACAACGAAGACAGAAGAAGUAGCUUUGACAUCGGUCACUUUAGAUGUUGCUGAAAACCGUAACACUGGUCAAUCUAGGGCUUUAGAAGUGGAACAGUGCCAGUGCCCGCCAGGUCACACAGGUUUAUCGUGCGAAGACUGCGAUGCUGGCUACACUCGGCAGGAACAAGGCUUGUAUCUGGGUAUCUGUGAACCCUGCGCUUGCAACGGGCACUCUGAUCAGUGUGAUCCUGAAACUGGAGUUUGUUUCAAUUGUCGUGAUCAUACAACCGGUGACUUCUGUAACAUCUGUGAAGAUGGUUAUGAAGGACGUCCAGACAAAGGAGAGCCUUGCUUGCCAACGGGUAAACAAGAUUCAAGCUGCAACUGCGACCCACGAGGCUCCAUCAGCCCUGUUUGCGUAAAUGGUCUUUGUACAUGCAAGCGCAAUGUUGAAGGAGAAAAAUGCGACCGCUGUCUGCCAGGAACUUUUGAUCUCUCAGCAUCUCACAUAGAUGGUUGUCUAUCUUGUUAUUGUUCAGGCGUUUCUCACAAUUGUCAAUCAUCCUCCCUAUACCAAACGCAAAUUCCCAUGGAGUUAAUCAGUGAGCAACAUGGCUUUACCUUAACUGACACGAACAGACAUGAUGUGAUUAGAGAUGGAUUUGAAUUAAACGUGGCGCUGAGUCAAAUUGGAUACGAAUUCAAAGAUGACAGUAGGCAACAGAAACGAUUGUUCUGGUCUCUCCCACCUUCAUUCACAGGCAACAGAUUAACAUCCUAUGGUGGAAACCUAACUUUCUCAAGGCUUUAUCAAGCCAGAUAUGAGAAUGAACCAACCUACGAUCAGGACGUAAUUAUUUCUGGUAAAGGUUUAACCCUGUACUGGUCAAGUCAGAAUAGUAUUCCACCAGACACAGUUUCAACGGACAUCAUCCCUCUGGAGGAAACUCACUGGAAACGGUUAGAUCAACAGAAAGUGGCUUCAAGAGCAGACAUGUUGAAAGCACUGUCAUCUGUUGAUGCAAUUCUAAUCCGUGCUACACUUGGAUCCCAAAUCACUCACACUUACCUGAGUGAUGUCAUGUUGGAUACUGCGGUGCGUCAAGAAACAGGCCAACGCAGAGCUUCUCAAAUUGAAAUUUGUCGUUGCCCUGCUGGAUACACGGGUGAUUCAUGUGAGUCUUGCAGUGGAGGAUAUUACCAGGAUAGGUACGGAACAUGCAGCAAAUGUCCAUGCAAUGGAAGAGAAGAAAGCUGUGGCCUCGACUACAACCUACAAGUUGUGUGUAAAUGUCAGUAUGGAUUCACAGGGCAAUACUGUGAUAGACGAGAUGCGUUCCCAGACUCCGAGAACCAAGUACCAGGAACACCUGAGCCUCAGCUGGAACCAACCAUCAGUGUUUCUAUUUCCGAGCCCAAAAUUCAGAUCGUUGCUGUUGGAAGUUCUGUUCAGUUCAGAUGCUCAAGCCGGUCUCUCAUCACGAAUCGCCCGCUACAAGUUGUGUGGACAAAAGAAAGCAGCCGUCUUCCUCACGAUGCCAUUGAUACUGGAGAUGGCCUUUUGAUCUUACGACAAGUCCAAGAGGCUGAUUCAGGCACUUACAUCUGUACAUCAACAGACGGAACUGCAAUAAUUGUUGAUCGCGCUAGCCUCAUUGUGGGCGGAUCACCAGUAGAGCCACCACAGGUAGCAAUUUUCCCAAAAACUUUGAACGUUAAAGUUGGUGAUGCUGUUGAGUUUAGAUGUCAAGCAACAGGUAGUCCGACACCAACCUUGGAAUGGACGGGCGCUAGAACUUUGAACCCGCAGCAUACCUUCAGCAAUGGCAUUUUCCGUAUUCCAUACGCAGUGGUGACUGAUGAAGGAACUUAUCAAUGCCGUGCAACAAGCUCCGGAGGAAGUGUCACUACAAAUGUUGUUCUUAGAGUAAGAGAUGAAAGACCGCCAGUCCCAAGCUAUGGCAAUAGUAUUGUUGUAACACCCUCCAGCUAUUCUGGACCCACUGGACAAAGUGUGAACUUCACCUGUGAAGUUGCAGAUAGAUUUGAGUACAGCUUACUUUGGACAAGACCAAAUAAUCAGCCCCUGCCGCCUCAUGCUGUUCAAGGCAAUGGUGUCCUUUCUUUCUCCAACAUCUCUGUUGCCGAUAAUGGUGCCUACCGUUGUUCUGCUGCCUCCCUUACAACUGGCCAAGUUUUACAAACUGCCGAUAUAAAUAUCAAUGCUUACUCAUAUUCUCCAGUCAGAAUUGAGCCACGCAGCCAGACUGUUCCUCAAGGUAUGCCAGCAGAAUUACGUUGUAUUGUGAAUGAAAAUGUUCCUAUUAAGUGGUCAAAACGGGGUCCAAGUCCUGAACUUCCGAGCUACAUGCAGGCAAACGGUCCAUACCUAAGAAUUCCAUCUGUUGUUCUGGAUGAUAGAGGUGUCUACAUCUGUGAAGUAGAAUUCCACUCUAGGCUGAUACAAAAAGCUGCUGCCACCUUAGAAGUAGAACGACGCGAGGCGCCCAUCGUUAACAUUCGUCCUUCUCAGAGACAAACACCUCACGAAGGAAGCAACAUUAUGUUGUACUGUGAAGUCACGAGAGGUGAACCUAGACCUACUGUAUUUUGGUCCCGAACUGAUGGUAGACCUUUAUCAAGAAAUGUUGAAACUGUCUCUCCAGAAUUUCUCCGGUUCAACUCCAUCACAGCACAGGAAGAAGGGGAGUACGAAUGUAAAGCAGAAAAUAAGGCUGGAAGUACUUCUGCCAUUGCCUCUAUUGUUGUUCAAAACCCACCUAAAAUUACGAUAACACCUGCAACCACUUUGACUGUCAGCCCUGGUGAACGUGUUCGUUUAGAGUGCAGCGCAGAAGGCCGCCCCACUCCCUCCGUUGAGUGGACCAAAUUCUACAGGGCUCCUGCAGGCCUUCCAGGUUAUGCUCCUGGUCCAGUUCCAUCCCACACAGCUGUGUUCGAAAUAUCAGAGGCCACCAUUACAGAUAGUGGCACGUACACUUGUCGCGCCACAAAUGAUGUUGGCGUAACAGAGGAACGCGUAGAACUUAUUGUAACAUCAGACGACAAUGAAAUCAAUCGGCUCCCAGAGCGUGGUGAUAUCAUCGGAGGUGAUCCAGGAUCGUCUGGUCCAGGACCUGCUGUGCCUUAUUAUGAAUAUGAAGGUGCUGCUUCUGAUGAAGUUCUGACCAUCGCUGAAAAUGGAUCCGGCGAACUGAGAUGUAACGCUAACAAUCCAUCAGUAUCAGUAAUGUGGUACAAACGAGGAUCUGCCACUUUGCCAGACAAUGUUGAAGUACGAGGGGGAAGUCUAAUCAUUCGUGGAGCACGCAGUAACAAUGCAGGCGAUUAUAUAUGCCAUGGGCUUGAUGACCGAGGCAGGCCUUUUGAGAUAUCUAGGAGAUUAGAAGUUCGAGCUCCAUUGCGGAUUGCGUUACGACCUAUAAGUCAAACUGUGAGACCAGGUGAUUUUGCAAGAAUUAAUUGCACUGCUGUCUCAGGAGAUGAACCUGUCAGUAUCACAUGGGUCCGAGACUACAACAAGCCUCUGCAUCCUGCUGUUGUGGUUGGAAACGAUCUUUUGUUCUACGGCAUCAAUGUCAAUGAUACAGGUAGAUACGUUUGUCAAGCUAGAAAUCCCUAUGGACAAGCUGAAGGUGUUGCUGAAGUCAUCGUUGAUACAUCGCAGCCCAUUAGACCAAUCAUCACUGCUGAAGACAAAAAUGUUGUUGCCAGAGAAGGAUCUGCAGUCACUCUUCGCUGCAACGUUCAAUCAACCAUCAAGGAUUACCAAAUAUCUUGGGUGAAAGGUAGUCAGCCCCUUCGAGAAACGACCCCCACCCUCCAGCUGUGGAACGUCAAACUCAGUGAUGCCGAUCGCUAUGCUUGUCGAGUCUCCUCUUAUCGUGGGAGCUCUAUUGACUAUAUCAAUCUCAAAGUCGAGCGAAUUGAUAAUAUCUCGCUAAAUAUUGAGUCAAAUCUUGAUAUCAUACACCGUGGGGACAAUGUUGAACUGCGUUGUCACAUCUCUGGAAAUGCUGAUCUUCCUAUCUCUUGGCAAAGAAUCGGUGGCACUUUUGAUAGCAAUGUUAUCAUGACUGGGUCUCUUUUGAGGCUAAACAAUGUACAGCCUGACAAUGCCGGGAUUUAUCGUUGCUACAGCCAUCCUGUACCAAGCACUCGCUAUGUUGACUACAACCUUGUUGUCGAAGGAGAAGCACCCAUCAGCUCAAAUUAUCAGAUCUCCAGGAGAGAAGCAAAUUAUGGAACUAAUGUGACAAUUAGUUGCACAACAAGUAUUGACCAACCAAUCAAGUAUUCUUGGAUCAAGCAAGGAGUUGGUUUUCAAAAUCCACCGCAUAAAAAUUCUCCAACAAUCAAUAUCCCAUAUGCAACAGCGAAUGAUGCAGGAAGAUAUAUUUGCACUGCUGCAAACCCUAAAGCAAGGAUCGAUAUUCCCACAGUUUUAACAAUCAAAAAUGUAAUCCCUCGAUUCACUGGAGCAUCCUCCUACAUCAAAUUACCACCUUUGAAGAACUCACACUCGAAUUUCACGAUUGAAAUUGUAUUUAAACCGGAGAAACCUGAUGGUAUUUUGUUGUACACACUGGAUGCUAAUCUUCAAAAUCAGAACCCUGAUUUUGUGUCUCUCAUUCUCAAAAAUGGAGUGCCUGAGUUCAAAUUUGACCUCGGAUCAGGUCCUGCAACAGUUACUGGUGAUCCAAUUACCAUUGGCGACUGGCAUACAAUUCUGCUCGUUCAAAAUAAGAAGUUGGGAGAAAUGCACAUUGAUGGUGGUCGAGCUUACAGAAAUCAGUCACAGGGCUCAUAUGUUGGCCUAGAUCUUAGGCAGCCUUGGCAUAUCGGCGGAGUUGCGGAUCUGAAUUUGUUGCAGAAAAAUAAAUUGUCAUCUGGCUUCACAGGUUGCAUAAGUCGCCUCGUGACAGGUACAACAACCAUCGAUUUAAUGCAGUAUGUGGAUAAAUCAUCGAGAGGAAUCGAAUCUUGCGAAACUUGUCAGUGGAAUCCGUGUUUAAAUCAUGGCAUUUGUCAAGAAGCUCCAAACAAGAAAGGUUACUUCUGCAUUUGUGCCUCUGGCUAUAGUGGCGAUGACUGUGGAAGAGUCGGUGAGACUUGCUAUCCAGGCAUUUGUGGUGAAGGUCGAUGCCGAAACACAGACGGAGAUAUAGUUUGCCAUUGCCCCAUUGGUAAAAGCGGGUACCGAUGUCAAGAGCCAGUCACAAUAACCGUACCGUCAUUCGACGGUGAUGGCUUCAUUGCCUACCGCACCCCCAAAAAUCCCACAAAUAUGAAACUAUCCAUGCGAAUCAAUCCUAGCAGUGUUGAGGAUGGAAUUCUGAUGUAUGCUAGUCAGAGUUUUGAUGGGAAUGGGGAUUUUACCUCUCUAACCAUUAAAAAUCAUCAAAUUGAGUUCAUGUUUGAUACUGGAUCAGGUUUGGUUGUUUUGAGAAGCAGUCAAGAUAUCAUUCCGCGGCAGUGGACAUUGAUCACUUUAAAUCGAAACAGGAGUAUAGCUAUGCUUCAAGUAGCAAACGAAGCCCCCGUCUAUCAACGGCUUGGUGGAAUGGUUGGGGUGGAUCUCACUACUAAUUUAUAUGUUGGUGGCAUCGAUCGCGACAACAUAACUUUGAAUAGUAAUGUGCAAGUGUAUUCGAACUUCAGAGGUUGUAUUUCUGAUGUAUCAGUGGCAAAUGUUGUGUUCCACCCUGUGAAAUCUGUCAUUGAUUCAGCAAACAUACACCAAUGCCCUCUGGCAACAAACAACUUUUGUGCUAGCGCACCCUGCAUGAACAACGGCAUUUGUCAUCCAACAGUUGAGUCGUACACUUGUAAAUGCCCCUCACAAUAUGACGGCGAUAAUUGUGAACGCAAGAAGAGUAUCUGUGAUACACUGCAUCCAUGUCUCAAUGGAGGAACCUGCUUAGGCAGUAGUUACACUUACACGUGCAGCUGUCCUUUAAGAUUCAAAGGAUCCACCUGCAAUGAAAGUGUAGAAAUAGGAGAUGAAAUUUCUUUCAAUGGCAACGGCUAUGUUGAAUUAAGUGGUGAUCUCCUCCCUCACGUGCAGCUUGAUGAUAGUGACAUAGUAGAAUUGCAGUUUUCAACCAGUCACAAUGAAGGUAUUCUACUAUGGCAUGGGCGAGACCCCAAAGAAUUUGGCAGAAAUCAAGACUACUUUGCAAUUGCAAUCGUGAAUGGCUCAGUAGAGUUCAGCUACGAACUUGGAUCUGGUCCAGUAACGAUCCUUCUCUCUGAGCAGAAAGUCAAUGAUAAUCAGAAGCACACAGUAACUGCUAGAAGGCAAAAACUGGUUGGAUCCAUUCAAUUGGAUGGUACUUUCUCAAAAUCUGGAAGUAGCAAAGGUGGUCUGACCCAGCUGAACACCAGCGGAAAUGUGUUCAUCGGUGGGCUACCGAACCCGGAUACAAUGACAGAUGGAAAAUACCUGGUUGGCUUGUCUGGUUGCAUCCAUUCGCUUCGCAUUCAAAAUCAACCACCAAUCCACAUUGGUAGAGUUGCCAUAUCCGGUGCCAAUGUUACUCCGUGUUCAAGCUAAUGAAGUCUUGGCGUCAACCAACCAUGCUUGUUGAUACUUUUUGUUUUAAAAGAAUGUAUUCUUUUUGGUCAUUUCGUGUUAAAUUCUUGUUUACUUGUAAGUAAUUUUUUUUAAAUCGAUUGUUUACCCACUGUAAAUCUGAUAGUUACGUACAAUUAAUUGUUUUUGUUUGAAUGAGAUCAUUGUCUCUAUUUCAUCAGUAUUGCUAAGUAUUUGUAACUUGAUAGAAUAAACUUGAGCGCAAAUUGCAUUUCUUAAUUACUAUAAUGUCGGAAAAUUCUUAGCUUUGUACAUUCACUGGAUAAUUACAUUAUCAUUUUCUUUUGAAAUGGAUUUGGAUCGAAGAAUUGAAUAAACUGUCAAAAUAAAAAAAAAAAAAAAAAAAAAAAAAAAAAAAAAAAAACUGUUUCAAUUUAAAUCUAUUUUUGUCUUUGUAUACAUGAUUAGCAGUAUUUUCUGAAUUCAUCCGCAGGUGGUAAUUAUCCAGUGUUUCUACUUUUCUGAUGUUCUGUCAUCAAUGUUUUCCAGUUUUAAGCCCUCAAGUUUUGUAAAUAUUUCCCGAGAAAAAUUGCUGCUUAUUGGAUUUCAUACAACUACAACAAAAAUUCCUUAAAUACUUACUAUUUUAAAAUCAACAAAUCUAUUCAUUUUAUGGAAAUAAUAACAAGAUGCUCUCUUAGAGUAGGUAAGCCAAUUUUCGGAAUAAGUUCCAUUUUCAUUGUAGUCUAUUCUUGCACUGUUUCCUGGUAAUUUUCCUCCUAACUUUUGGCUCUAUCAUAGCCAAUAUUUUGCGAGUACAUAGACACUGUAGGUGGCUCGGUUUCAAGAAAUCAAAUGUACGUAGCUGUAAUUAAACUUAGAAAAUAUGAAGUUUUUGAUGACUGAAAUUCAGUUGAUUUUGUAAAUUAUGAUUUUUUUUGUACAAAUGUGAUAUAGUCCUAAAAUUUAGAAAACUCAUUAACAUACUUCAUCUAGGUAAAAGAGAACUUGACCUCAUUUUGCAAAGAGGAACUACUUUUUCUUGCUUGUCAAUAAAAGCACAUGGUAACUUUCAACACAUACGUUGUUUCUGAAGAGAGCUGAAAGUAGUAGUUCCUAAGUGUAUACUGCAAUUCAACGCAUUCUCUGUAUCAGAUAUCUGUCUCCCGAAGGAAAAGGUAUCGAUGAAAAGCAGAUAAUUAAACUUUACUUGUACAUCUUCCAUAUGCAAAAUUUGUAUUAUACUCUUUGAAAAUUGUACAUGUUUAUGACAUUUUGUAUCUGUUAGGGAUUCUAUUUCCAAUCUUCUAAGGAAAUAAAUAUGUUUCUCUUUUUUUAAAAAAUAAAAGGAAAAGAGUAUCAAACGUUUCCUGAAUGAUGAACUCAUCUGAUGAAGAAUUUGCUAGAGUCUGAAAUUCGGUAAAUUUCUUUUUCAAGUAAAAACUGCUGAGUAAACUGAGUGCAAGAAUAUUUUUGGUUUCUAGAUUGAAUAAUUUAUCGGAAAAGAUACAUAUGCACAACUGAUUAUUAAAAUUAUCUGACAUGUGAGUGUUCAAAUGGGAAAUGCUGCCUGAUGAAGUUGUGAGGCAGUACAUUUUCUCACUUCGAAAUCUAGUCCUCUACAAUUUCUGAUAUCAAAAAAGAAAUUAUAAGAAAUACCUCAAACUCACAUCAUUGCUUUCUCAGAUGAAGCAGUAAACUUUUUCUGUGCAAAUUCUCCAUUCGUUUAAGGCUUUAGAAUGGGCUGCUAAGUACUUAGAUCUAUUCAUAUUUUCCCUUAGUUAAACUGAUGCAUUUAAUAUUCUGAGCAACGCAAGAAAAUUUUUUUAUAAAUGGGAAUUUGGUGAUCAAAAAUUCUCUUGAACUUUAAACUUUUUUGAAAAUCAUAACCAGGAUAAAUUCUGGGUCCGAGGUAGAACUAUACUGCUAUCUUAUUUGCACCUAACAUAUCUUGCUUUUUUUUCUUUCCGUUUCUUUUAAAUUUACAUUUUCGCUACCGACUAAAAUGUCGCUGUACAAUCUUCCCAGCAUAGACGUAUAAUUCAAAAAUAUUUGCUAGGGAUAUAGUUUUUUUUUUUGGUGCAGUGCGAAGGAAUGAACACAAUUAAUAGUGGAACAAGGAAUCUAAUCAAAGCAGUGAUAAACGUUGAAUUUUUUUGUUCACCUCAGGAUUUUAUAUCUCUAAGCAGCAGAAUCAAAAACAUUUUUUUGCAACUUGGGCUGAAAGCUCGUUUUUUUUUUAAAAGAAAAGAAAUAUGCAAAUUUUGACAAGAUCACAACUUUCUUCGUUCGGUUUUAGUAACAUGUGUAAAUUUUACUUAAAAUAAGCCGUCUAAGUUUAAUUAGUUUUCAUCUCUAUUACCAAGUAUGUGUCAUAUAAAGACCUUGUCAGAGAAGAUUUAUGGAAGAUCCAUCCACUCUGUAGGUUCAAUGAUUUGUAAAAUAAUUUAAUAUAUUUUUGUACGUAAUUUUCAUUAUUAUAAUCUGAACUCUAAAGUUUAUGGUGUUAAAAUUAAAAAUGAUAAGAAUUAGCUUACAAAUCUGUUCAAUUAUUUAAAACAUAUCAGACUUGAAGGCGAUAGCAAUAGAUUUGAUUUUUUAAUAAUUGUUACCUGCAUUUCAUGUAUUACCAUCUUUUUUUAGUCUAUACAUUCAUUCUUUUCAUUACAACUUCUCUGUAUCACUACAGCCUUCCUCCCUCAGAUGUCGAUGAAUUAUGAAUUUAAUUCGAAAAAAUGAAUCAUAAACUUUUGUUGCCCAAUUUUAUUGUCCUCCUUUCUUGUCAAGUCUCAUCUUCUAUUCUUAUUUUUCUCAACUCAGGUGCAUACUUUGUUUUUCUCUUCUUUUUAGAGUACCUAUCGGUACACACAGAGACCAUAUUCUACCUGCAGGUAGAUUUUGUAGAUACGCAACCUUUUCCCUCAGAUUAUAAUGACACAGAGUCAUUUAAGUAUCUCUAAGUAUUUAUCCUCCACCCCCUUUUUUUUGUAUUUGAAUUUGUUUUUUGACAUUUCACCACAUUGAUGCUCACAAUUCUCUGCAGUUUCAAAUUUUCUCUGUGCCGUUAGUUUUAUUUUGACAGAACAGAAAUUAGUCCACAGCAGCUGUGAUUAGCAUUCACACAGUAAUUUGUAUUGUCUUGUUGAACCAAAGAAGCAAUAACAAACCUUAAAAAUCUCGAAUUUUUCAUCAAAAAAGCAAAUGCCAUAUGCAGCGUGGAGAGAGCUGCCUGCUUUUUAUCCAGGUAUUACGACCUCCAUUCGGCUCUCCAUUCAGGAUGAAAAUUUGAUAGAAAAUUCAGAGUGAGAUCCAUUUGAAAAGUCAAAUUUCAUCAAAAAAUUCCGACUGUUUCUUUGGUUUUAUGAUUUUUGCCCUCCGUUUUGAAGCGUACUCCUAGGAAACAAAGUAUUCCUGUAGAUCCUUUGAGCUUUCCUGUAAGUAUAUCAGCCGUAGGUACUUAUCUAACUCUGUGUGAUUUAAUUGAAGGCUUUACGAAAAUAGAAGCGUCUGAGACUACUCAGAGAGCAAAACGUUCUUAUGUCAAUCUGUGUAGCUUCUUAAUGACCUCUUUGAGUGAAAAUUAACUUUUUCUUAUGGUAAUGUUCAAAAAACAGUAUUAUCGAAUUUGAUGUAUUAUUCUUUUAUAAUUUUUGGAGAUUACAACUGUUGUACAUUUAUUUAAAUAGAAGUAAUGAGAGGAAUACUGACAAUAAAAAAAUACAGGGGGAACUCAAAUGAAAAUAUACUUUAAAAUACUUUUCUGCGUAAUUUUUUCUUUUCCACUAAUUUUUUUAAUACCAGUUUUGUAUAAUUGAAAAUGCUGUUACUAGUAAUUUUAGAGUGCCAUAAUAUUAAUUUAUUAAUUGUCAAUAUCAAUUUCCUUUGUUAUUUAUGUAUGUUUUACUUAAAUAAAACUGUAAAUUGUAAAAUAGAUUUUCUUAACUUGCGUCA
Bemisia tabaci is the source of this 15826-nucleotide messenger RNA. The record is from RefSeq and is a predicted model, not a curated record. NCBI's taxonomy places the organism in Eukaryota, Metazoa, Arthropoda, Insecta, Hemiptera, Aleyrodidae.